AUGACUACAACUCUUCCCACCUCGAAUUUCCGAGGUGGUCCAUCUCGCUUGACUCGAAUAAACCCUGCAAGAUCUUCCAAGUCCUCCGGCUUUGCUGCUCUGCGCCAGAACUCUCUUACCUCCAACUCUGGCCGCCCUCUGGCCUCCUUUGGUGUCUCGGCCCCGAUCAGGGACGAUUCGAGCCCUGACGAACCUCCCGGCCUUUAUCCUGCCAUUUCGCAUUUUGCAGAUGCCAUUGCUGCACUGCCACGAGAUUUCCGCAGACACGUGUCGCUGUUGAAAGAGGUGGACGCGAAAGGAUGGGGCCCCGAGGAGAAUCUACAAAAGAUACUGGAGCAAUGCCUGAUCGACACGGCGAUGGGCACCAAGAGUUUGGUUCCCGCAACGCAGAGUCUGACAGGUUCCGUCACCGCGGACGAAUCUGUCAAUGUCAGUGAGGUCAAUAGUGUUACUGGCGCUUCUCUCGACAAUGCGUCCCUGACCUCCGGCCGCUCGGCAGACCCAGCAGUGGUAGAACGCAGACAGCGUUUCCACGCUUUGAGACAGAAUUUAAUCGCCGUCAUGAUGACCAUGGACGAAAAGAACCAUGUCAUCAACAACGCCAAUGAGGAGGUGUCAAGACACAUUCGCCGACUGGACAAGAUUUUCCCACACAUCGACGAUGAGAUCUCGGAAGAAGCAAGGCUAGGAAGUCUGAAGCAUUGGGCGUACACCGAGACCAAUCCGGUCAAGAAGUCCACUGCUCCAGCCACGCGCCGAGAUGCUGCCGCCAGCCUCGCAAUCCUACACGAGAGUGAGGUUGCACAUAGGAGUGAAGCCAGGAGAGAAGCUAUUAUGGCCAGGAGACAGCGAGCCACGCAACACGUUGAUUCAGAUUUUGACGAGUCUAGAAAUCCUCCGCGGAGAACGGCCAUUGGAAAGAAACGAGUUGUCGAACCGGCGCCAGAUCCGGCCGGCCUUGGAAUCACUGGUGCAGGCCCAGGUAAAAGAAAGAAGUCUGAUAAGCCGGCGCUGGGAGGAGUGAGCAUGGAACGAUCCGUCAGCGGUGCUUUGGGAGGCCGUCCGAUGUCGAGGGAGAACUCCCAGCAAGACCAUGCCAAGAAGAGGAAAGCUUCGGCGGCGAUGACAACCGUGGCUCGGAAGAGGAUAAAUGCCUCGACUCAAGACUCACCCAAGCUGGUCUCCUCGCCACUUGCCGGAAACGCAGGCAAAGAAGCCUACAUAAAAAGCCCGGCGCUUUCCACCGUACGACCGGCCGCCGGGAGAGGACGGCAGAACUCCACGCAGACAGUUGAUAGCGCUCGAGGACGACCUUCUUCCUUGAUCUCGAACAGGAACGGGAAUAAUAACAACGCUGUGGCAGCCAGCACACCAGAGUUGAACAGUGUGGCCACAGCAAGUGGGAAAAGUACGAGUGAAGCCAAAGCCACAAUGAAGGAAACCAAAACAGACAAAGGGGAUCGGUUGGUCGAAGAUGAGCCUGACGCGGUGAAUGGAUCCAACAGCGAGCAUCAACUGCGUGGAGCCCUCUUGCUGGAAAGAUCCUCCAGUAGACAAGAGACCGCCCGGGGCGAACCUGCGGAAGAAGUCGCGUCGAAAGGAGUUGCCUCGCCCCGUCUCCCGCUAUCACUGCAAACAAGUGAACUGCGAAGUGAGCGAUCAGGACGAGGGAGAGCUUCAAAGACGUCGACACCCGUGACGGGAACUUUUGCUGAAGCCGAAGCUGCGGAGACCGGAUCGACAAAUGGCAAUGGCAAUGGUUCGAAGACCAAACGCGUUGCAAGACCGAGAGUGAAAGACCACGGGCUUCAUGAUUCGCUCUCACCCAAGGGACUUCCGAUGAAGCGAUCCCACAAGAAGGGCGGCAGCAUAUCGACCUUACAACUGCCCACGACGCAGCGGCUGAAAGAAGAGAGUGACACCACCAAGUCCAACACCCCGUCAGAGCGAGAUGUAGGCAACAAUGACGCGGAAGACGAAGACGAUGAAGAAAAUGACGCCGCCGAGGAAGACGAGGAAAGAUACUGCUACUGCCAGGGCGUCAGUUACGGGGAGAUGGUAGCUUGUGACAAACCCGAUUGUCCGAGGCAAUGGUUCCACCUCGAAUGCAUCGGGCUGAAAAGUGUUCCCAAGAGUGCCAAAUGGUAUUGUGACGAGUGUAAAGAAGCGUUGGCGAAGAAAGGCAAAGUCGCUGGCAACGGGGGCAAUGGAAAUGGGAAGUGA
Rhinocladiella mackenziei CBS 650.93 is the source of this 2223-nucleotide messenger RNA. RefSeq lists its product as uncharacterized. Lineage: Eukaryota; Fungi; Ascomycota; Eurotiomycetes; Chaetothyriales; Herpotrichiellaceae. Gene Ontology annotation, biological process: regulation of DNA-templated transcription. The coding region runs from base 1 to 2223 and encodes 740 amino acids. The record is from RefSeq and is a predicted model, not a curated record. Gene Ontology annotation, cellular component: nucleus; Rpd3L-Expanded complex; Rpd3L complex. The transcript has 2 exons.